Chrysoperla carnea is the source of this 744-nucleotide messenger RNA. RefSeq lists its product as uncharacterized. The transcript is spliced from 2 exons. The coding region runs from base 185 to 688 and encodes 167 amino acids. The record is from RefSeq and is a predicted model, not a curated record. Lineage: Eukaryota; Metazoa; Arthropoda; Insecta; Neuroptera; Chrysopidae.
AGUGUGCAUUGACGGACACGAAGUAGUCGCUGAAUAUAUAGACCCGAAUACUGACACUUUCGGCGUUCCAGACCUGCCAGCCGAAGAAUGGUACACUGAGCACGUUAGAGAGAGCCAAUAUUUACUCCAGGUUGUGAAAUGCGAUGACCAAAAGUGCUGCAGCCCACGCCGGAGUGAUCUGCAUAUGAUUCUUCACGACCGUUUUCUGCCACCUCCAUACCCUAUCACUCAGGUUGAUGGACAUUUGACGAUUCCGGACUUUAAAGAGCAUGACGGAAAGUCAUUUGCUCCAUUUCUAAUACGAAACUGCCUACCAAUUCAACCGCUGAAUGAUUUCAUCAGCACGCCUUAUGAUCUCUAUUGCCCAAGUGUACAUGAUGAUUUAGAGAAAAGGUGCUGUAGUACAUGCGGUAUUUACUUUGCAUCUGUCACAAGAGCUGCAGAGCACAGGCGAGCCGCCCACAUUGCACCAGCUAAACAAGCACGUAUGCUCCGCAAAAUGCGACCAUCACGGAUUGUCACAAGACGAGCUAAUGAGUUACUGUGCGCAAGCGUCAACGGCUUGGAGUGGCUAAAUCAGAACGAAGUUGAAGGAGCGGAUGAUUUUACUGAAAAUCAUAUGGACAUGUUGGUUCCAAUAGUCUCUCUUGAGACCGCGCAUAAUUCUCCAUGGACUGAAUUAGAGUAAUUCUUUUUUUUUAAUCACAGUAGACAUAAUUUAAGUAUUCUAUUCUUAACUUUUUA